AUUACCAUCCUGAGAUAUAUAAGAUCUCUGACUACAGCAAUGAUGUUAAUGGGGAGACCAAAGAAACACAACCAUUUUUUUUAGGAGAUGAAAGCCGGGAAAUUAAAAAACAAAUUACAGGGAUGAGAAGAUUACUGAAUGACAGCACUGGAAGAAUCUAUCAGCGAGUUGGCAAAGAAGGAGAAAAACUAAAGGAGGAGCCCCAAGAUUUAGACUUAGCCUGGGCCCAGCGCCUGAAUCCCCCUGUGGAGUCCCAGGCGAGCCUUCAUCCUUCACAGAGCGGUGCAUGGAAUGAAUUAUCACCCCAAGCCAGCCAUUUUUCAGGGCAAUACGGAACUCGAUCCAAAACGUUCCAAAAUCAGACACGAACCGUGGCAUCCAAUGGAGAAAUCCCAAUGAUGAAUUCAUCAAUUGGACCAAACUGCUGUACAUGUAAUUGCCAGUCAACCCUACAGGCUAUCCUUCAGGAGCUCAAGACCAUGCGAAAAUUGAUGCAGAUUCAAGCAGUUGGGACUCAAAACAGACAGCAGCCUCCUGCUCCUCUGAUCUGUGCACAGAAGUCAACAAUAUCAAGAAAGAGAAAUAAAAAGAAAAAACUGCCCCUCAAAACUGUUGAACCAAUUACCAUGAAUAAGAAACUCAACCCUGCAGAGAACGAAAAGAAACUAUCAGCAAACUCAGAGCGAUCGAGUCUGCCAGCAGUUGAAACCCCCCUAAAACCAGAAACCCCUGUUUCAGGAUUUGGAAUUAUCCUUGAAUCAGCUUCAUCAGAUCCAGAAGUGCAACUUGCAGAAGGCUUUGACGUCUUCAUGCCGAAAUCUCAGCUGGACUCUAUAUUAUCAAACUAUACUCGCUCAGGAAGUCUGCUCUUUAGGAAGCUGGUCUGUGCAUUUUUUGAUGACAAGACUUUGGCUAACUCUUUACCAAAUGGCAAAAGGAAAAGAGGGCUCAAUGACAACCGGAAAGGACUAGACCAAAAUAUUGUGGGUGCAAUAAAAGUCUUUACAGAAAAGUACUGCACAGCUAACCAUGUGGAUAAACUGCCUGGUCCUAGGGACUGGGUCCAGAUUCUUCAGGAUCAAAUUAAACUUGCAAGAAGACGGUUAAAAAGAGGCUCAGCAGAGGCACCUGACUGUGAUGAGAAGCCGGACAUUUCUCUCCUACAAACAGGUAACCUUUUCGACACCACAACAGAUCAUCUGAUAGACGCAAACCUGGAUUUUUCCACUUGAAUUUCACAUCCCGCAUCAGUGUUCAUAGCGGAUAGAAACAUCCCCUCCUUUGGAUAACGUUCCCACCAGCUCGGCACGAGAGCUUCAGUGUACCACAAGACAUGGACAACACACACUGCUUUCAUUUCAAGUUUGUGUCGUUUCAUGCAUUUUCCAUGUAACCUCAAAUCACGAAGCCACCCGAUCGCUUCACUCUUCUUCAUCUUAAUUAAAGGUGAUUUCCCUCCACAUCCAAUGCACUAUUUAAUUAGCGGGGCAGCCACUCUGAAGACAUCCUCCUGUUUAUCCUCCAUGAUUGUGUUUUUCCAUGUGACUGUCACGCUUGCCAGCAGUGUUUCAUCUGAAGCCACACAGAGG
This is a messenger RNA of Nestor notabilis (Kea), 1589 nucleotides long. It is a transcript of the gene BEND7, whose product is annotated as BEN domain containing 7. The annotation marks the transcript as partial. Lineage: Eukaryota; Metazoa; Chordata; Aves; Psittaciformes; Psittacidae. Gene Ontology annotation, molecular function: DNA binding. The transcript has 8 exons. The record is from RefSeq and is a predicted model, not a curated record.